GUGGGAGUGGGAUCUUGGAGGGGCGACAGUGCACAUGAAUGCUCGAUCGGAUAACUUGCUCGUCGUGGGACCACCAGGGAGCACAUCGCCACAGAACACCAUCAUGUCCAGCAGUUUAACGAUGGAUCACGCCUUUGUAGCUCGGUCCAUGUGGCCGGUUGACGGUAAAUUUGUCCAGCAUCCCACCGAGCUUCACACCAGCGUGGUGGUGACGCGCAGCAUCCCCGCUGGGACCAUCUUCGGUCCGUGUGUGCUCCAACACACUUUUUACGACACCAUCGCUUUCAUCGCGCAGAAAUCCACUGACAUGAGAUCCAAAUCCUGCGUAUUCAGGGUGGACCCAGAGGCCAUGCGUAAUUCCGCGUUGGUACUGUCGUGGCUGCGACUGGUGCAGGCUGCGCGCAACGGAGAGGAGCAGAACACCGAGGCCUUUUUAAAAGGAGGUCAGCUCUACGUGCGGACCACCAGAGACGUCCACCAGGAGGAGGAACUGCUGGUGUGGUACGACCAGGAGCUGUGUCAUCUUCUGAGCUUCACAGACACGAGGAGAGGCUCGAGUGAGGAGUUCAAAUGUGUCAGGUGUGAGCAGGUGUUCAAGAAUGAAUAUCCAUUCCUGGCUCAUUGCCGCUUCCUGUGCACGCAAAUCAAGAGCAAUGCGUGGAGCCGCGACGUUUACGACGAGCACAAGCACGUGGAAGUCAAGAGGCCGCGUCGUGUAACAGAUUUCCACAACAUCGCCAGAGAUUUGGAACACAAAAAAAGUGAUGCUGACGAUGAUACUUCUCACGAGAAUAAACGGAAAUACCAGGAAACUGUUUACCUCAAGGGGAGGAAAACAGUCCUGUUGGAAAAAACUAAUAUUUCAAAUGAUGACAACAUUACACAGGAUUCCAGGAUUCAGGAUGAGACUGGAGGAGAUGAAUCUGAUUCAGCUUUUAAGUUCAAAGGUGACAGAACCAAAGUAGAUCAUUUGGGAUGUAAAAAUGCAUCUUUUGGAGAGGCGAGGGAAGCCAAACUGACUGUUACGCAUAAUAUGUUGAUGGACUCGGAGACAGGAGAGAGCUCUGGUCUGCGCUCGAGCAGUGGUAGCGCUUUUUCUUUAGUCCACUCUGACUGUCGAGAACAGAGAAGUGCUUUUUGUAAACCCAGUAAAAGGAUCUCUGCAGGCGAACUUCAUCACAGUAGCCCAACGACGGCACUUCUAAGCGGCCUGGAGGUGAUGAGAGACACCUUCACGCACAGGACUGUUUCAGGAUACAGCAACCUGAUGGGUCCUAGCAUCCUUAGCAGUGACGUUCACACGCUUCCUUCCCCGGUCACACUAAACACGGCUUUCCAUUACACACCUGAACACUGGUCAAGAACCGCUCAGGUCCAGUCCACCUCGGCUCUGACAGUCCUCCCGCCCACCUUCACCUCCUUUGGUGUGUCGGUGCAAAACUGGUGCGCGAAGUGCAACCUGUCUUUCCGCAUGACCUCUGACCUCGUCUUCCACAUGCGCUCGCACCACAAGAAGGAGUUCGCUGCAGAGUCCCAGGUGAGGAGGAGGCAGGAGGAGAAGCUCACCUGCCCCAUCUGUCACGAAUACUUUCGAGAGCGCCACCACCUGUCCAGACACAUGACGUCACACAACUGAGACCUCAA
Phycodurus eques (leafy seadragon) is the source of this 1644-nucleotide messenger RNA. RefSeq names its product zinc finger protein 488 (gene znf488). NCBI's taxonomy places the organism in Eukaryota, Metazoa, Chordata, Actinopteri, Syngnathiformes, Syngnathidae. Gene Ontology annotation, cellular component: nucleus. Bases 35 to 1636 code for a protein of 533 amino acids. Gene Ontology annotation, molecular function: protein binding. The transcript has 4 exons. The record is from RefSeq and is a predicted model, not a curated record. Gene Ontology annotation, biological process: regulation of DNA-templated transcription.